Messenger RNA from Eremothecium gossypii ATCC 10895, 2127 nucleotides. RefSeq names its product ATP-dependent RNA helicase SUV3 (gene SUV3). Gene Ontology annotation, molecular function: hydrolase activity, acting on acid anhydrides; ATP binding; RNA helicase activity. Bases 1 to 2127 code for a protein of 708 amino acids. The transcript has a single exon. The record is from RefSeq and is marked provisional. Lineage: Eukaryota; Fungi; Ascomycota; Saccharomycetes; Saccharomycetales; Saccharomycetaceae. Gene Ontology annotation, cellular component: mitochondrial degradosome. Gene Ontology annotation, biological process: RNA catabolic process; mitochondrial RNA 3'-end processing.
AUGCAUAGCCGGUGGCUGCGAUAUCCUAUAUCUAGGCUGCAAAUAGUCCGCUAUAAAUCCAGCACCCGGGUCUGUCCGCUCCUCCCAUUUCGGCGAGAAGACUGGCUGGUUGAUGCCAAAAGCAUAAAACAUCCUCCACAGGCCGGCGGCCAGUGCGACAGGCGUUCUGUGCAUCUGAAAUUGGCUGAACUGGCCAAGAAUAACAUUGACGCCAAGUUCCAGUCCACAUUGGAGCGGGCAAUUCGAGGGCUCCAGGGGCAGGCGCUGCGCAGCGAGACUCCCGCCGAACAGCCGAUGAGGAAAGAGGCCUGGGCUAGACUGCAGGAUGAGCUGGUCCAGCAGCUGCAGUCCUACCGCCCCCAGGAGAGCUACAGGAUGACCGUUGCAGAUGUUCUGCAGCCCAAACAUAUUUCUACCUUGCUGCCGCAGCUGCUGCAUGUGGACGGGUUGACGCAGCAGCAGUGGGAGGGCAUUCUGGAAGUGCCAGAAGCGCAGAAGGUCAUGAAGUUGAGGCAUAUCCUGGACACUCAUUUUAAACUUCUGUACCACGAAGAAGUGCUACCAAAACGAGUGGGCUCUCUGUCGUUCAGCAAGCGUACGUUGGAUAUCUCGAACCCUGCAGAGUGGUUUCCAGAGGCUCGCAAGCUGCGGCGGACGAUCGUGGUACACCUGGGCCCGACGAACUCCGGCAAGACCUACCACGCUCUUGAAAAGCUAAAGAAGUGUGAUAGAGGAUACUACGCUGGCCCACUAAGAUUGUUGGCGAGGGAAAUAUACGACCGAUUCCAGAAAGACAACAUCCGCUGCAACCUGCUGACGGGAGAGGAGGUUAUAAAUGACCUAGACACUCUGGGUAAUAGAGCAGGCUUGACUUCGGGCACUGUGGAGAUGGUGCCGCUGAAUCAGUAUUUCGAUAUGGUUGUCCUGGAUGAAAUACAGAUGCUUGCAGACGAACAGAGAGGCUGGGCAUGGACAAACGCACUGCUUGGCGUGCAGGCUUCUGAGCUCCAUCUCUGUGGAGAGCCUAGCGUUUUGCCGUUCAUCCAGCGGCUUGUUGCCAUGACCGGCGACAAGCUAGUGAUCAAUGAAUACCAAAGGCUGGGCAAGCUGGAAGUGGAAUCCAAACCCUUGCCUGAGCGCUUUCACGGACUGAAGAAGGGCGACUGUCUUGUUUCCUUCUCCAAACGUAAAACAUUAGAUCUAAAACUUCAAAUUGAACGGGCUAAGAAAUGUAAAGUGGCCGUUAUCUAUGGUUCACUACCACCAGAAACACGCGUGCACCAGGCCACCAUGUUUAACAGGGGCGAGGCUGACAUCCUAGUUGCAUCAGAUGCCAUUGGCAUGGGGCUGAACCUGUCCAUAAAACGUGUCAUAUUCACAUCAGCUAUGAAAUGGAACGGCGCAGAGCUAAUACCGCUAACCGACUCCCAGACCAAACAGAUUGCCGGACGGGCAGGGAGAUACAAGGUGGCGGGAGAAUCAGACGAUGCCGCUGGUGGCUCGGUGGGUAAGGUAACUGCGUUAGAUAUGGAGACCCUAGAGAUGAUACAAAAUAGUAUGAAGGCUCCUGUAAAAUACAUCCCUUCCGCAGUCCUGUGGCCACCUGACCGUAUACUUGCCCAAAUACUGACAAAAUACCCUCCCGGCAUGAAGAUCACCACCCUUCUGGAACAUUUUGACCGUGAUAUAAAGUCCAAUCCCGACAGCUUGUUUAUACUUCCGAAUAUUGAAAGUAGGAUCGAGGUAAUGAACCUCAUUGAAGGCAUGGACGGCCUGUCCCUGGAAGAUAUGAUGACCCUGAGUAAUGCUCCUCUAAGAGACUUACCAAUACCGAAGAAGGCAUUCAUAAACUUCUGUGAGACUGUGGCGAAGAAGGAAACUAGAUCCAUAUUUGAUUUCAAGAUCCCUCUGAACUUUUUGAAUGCGAAGGCAGUUACAGACGAGGAUCUCAAACUCGAUUUAUACGAAGAGCUCCACCAUGUAUUAACCCUUUACAUGUGGCUACAAAUACGGUACCCUGACUAUUUCGUGGAUCUUGAAUCGGUCAAAUCGCUGAAGCAUCACUGUGAAUACAUCAUCUUUGAGAAAUUGAAGUUCCUAAAGAGAAAUCCAUACAAAAAAUCCUGA